UCCGCUCUUCGAGGGCUCGGCCCCGGGUGCGCGUCACAGGAAGGCGGCCGCGAGAAGGGCAGAACAUGACCGUCCCUGGGCCAAGGCGGAGUGAGCAGCUGCUGUUCCUGUGCCUCAUGGCCGUCGCGGUGGCGGUCAUCUCCCUGCUGUUCUACGCUCUGCUCUGGAAGGCCGGCAACCUCGCAGACUUGCCCAACCUCAGAAUCGGCUUCUACAACUUCUGCCUGUGGGAUGAGGGCACUGGCUCCCUGCGGUGCCACCAGUUCCCUGAGCUGGAGGCCCUGGGCGUGCCGCGGGUCGGCCUGGCCCUGGCCAGGCUGGGUGUGUACGGGGCCCUGGUCCUCGCGCUCUUUGUCCCCCUGCCUCUCUUCCUGGCCCGGUGCAACAGCAGCGAGGGAGAGUGGCAGCUGGCGGUGGGCUUCCUGGCCACGUCCUCUCUGCUGCUGGCCAGUGGCCUGGGCCUCUUCCUCACCUACACCUGGAAGUGGCUCAGGCUCUCCCUCUUGGGGCCUGGGUUUUUAGCUCUGGGCACUGCCCUGGCUUUACUUGUCCUCUUGCUUAUGGCCAUGGUCAUGUUCCCUCAGAGGGCGGAGGACAAGAGCAAGCUGGACAGCUUCUAGUUCUAUCUAAAGGCUUACAUGAUUGCAAGAGUUCAGUUUGAACCAUGCUCAGAGAAAGUGCCAGA
Molecule: messenger RNA, 685 nt
Organism: Enhydra lutris kenyoni (northern sea otter)
Lineage: Eukaryota; Metazoa; Chordata; Mammalia; Carnivora; Mustelidae
Product: transmembrane protein 140
Exons: 2
Coding region: 66-620 (184 amino acids)
Source: RefSeq, a predicted model, not a curated record